AUGCAACAGCCGGAUUUUGUGGGCAGGUACAGAGUGCUCGAGCUGGUGGGAGAAGGCUCCUUCGGCAAGGUGUUCAAGGCCCGCAAGACUGGCAGCCUGGCCACGGUGGCGGUGAAGCUCAUCACCAAGCGCGGCAAGAAUGAGCGAGACCUGCUGGGCUUGCGCCAGGAGAUCGACAUCCUGCGGACCAUGCGCCACGAGCACAUCAUCCAGAUGCUGGACGCCUUUGAGACGGCCACCGACUUCUGCGUGGUCACCGAGUUUGCCCAGGGCGAGCUGUUCCAGAUCCUGGAAGACGAUCGGAGCCUGUCGGAGGGGGUGGUGAGGGACGUGGCGCGCCAGCUGGUGGCGGCCCUGCACUACCUCCACUCCCACCGCAUCAUCCACCGCGACAUGAAGCCACAGAACAUCCUGCUCUCCGCCGCCGGCACCGUAAAACUGUGCGACUUUGGCUUUGCGCGCAGCCUGUCGGCCCACACGCUGAUGGUGACCAGCGUGAAGGGCACGCCGCUCUACAUGGCGCCGGAGCUGGUGCAGGAACGGCCCUACAACCACACGGUGGACCUGUGGAGCCUGGGCGUCAUCCUGUACGAGCUGUACGUGGGGCAGCCGCCCUUUUACACCACCUCCAUCUACACCCUGAUCAAGCAGAUCGUGCGGGAGCCGGUGCGGUACCCCUCCUCGAUGAGCCCCGACUUCAAGUCCUUCCUCAAGUCACACGCGGCAGAGACCAGCCCUUCGGCGGCGAGCGGGGCCACGGCGACCACGCCCGCCGCCCAGGCCACGCCCAAGCAGCUGCUGGUCACCCCGGCGGCCACAGCGCUACGCCCGGCAGCCGCCAGGAAGGUGCUGUCGCCCCGCGGCGACAAUGGCCUGCCGGACAGGGUCCCCGGCGCGGUGGCCACCCGGUCCCCGCCCGGCCCGGCGGCGGACCCUGGCGCGGCGUGGGCGCCCUCCCCCGAGCGGCGGCAGCUGGACUUUGCGGCGGGGGGGAGGAGUGCCCCGUCCGACGAGAACGAGCCCGCGGCCAGAGCCGGGGCCAAAGGCAGCGCCGAGGGCGUCGGCCCCCGUGGGAGUGGUGGGGCCAGCGUGGAGGAGAUGAGGUCCCGGGAGCGGGAGGCCAGCGGCGGGGAAGUCGGUGCCCAGGAACGGGAGACCGUUUCGGAGUCCGGGCAUCGAGGACUCGGCGCCGAGGCGGGGCGCUCCAGUCAUGUGCCCCACGCCGGAGGCGACACCCUCGAGCCGUCGCCGUCGUCGCCGGGGUCGAGGAGCGUCGCGGCAGCCCUGGCGGAGGUGCAGAGGACUGGCGACUCGGGGCAGGCCUGGCGCGAGCCUGGCGCUGUCAGUGCCAUGCUGCGCACGCUGCGCUCCUCGGACGACCGCCCGCCGCCCGCGCUGCGUGCCGCGCUGCGCCUGAGCGCCCACGCGCUGCGCGCCGCGCCCUGCCCCCGCGCGCCGGAGCGGGUGGUCGCUGCGCUGGCAAACGUCGUGGCGGCGUUGUUCCGCCGCCUGGCGACGCAACAGCUGGCGCAGGGGGGUGGGGGGGGCGAGCGUGAGGAGCUCCUCAGGCUCGGUCUGGAGGCCGCCGAGCAGCUGCAGGGCCAGCCAGAUGUGGCGAGGCCCACGCUUCAGGCGCUGGUGCACCUGCUGGAGGGGCCCGACGGGGGCGACGAUGAAAUCUUGGCCGCCACGCUGCGCACACUGCGCAACCUGACAGACGAGCCCGGCGCAGACGCCGUCCGGCCGGCGUCGGACCACCGGGCGGGGGCGGCGGCGCUCUGGGGCCACGCCCUCGCGGCGGCGCUGUCCGGCCGGCGCCAGGGGGAGGAGGAGAGGGCGCACAUGACGGGCACCCAGGGGGCCAUGGGCGUGCUGUGGCGGGUCGCGGUGGCCGGGCCGGUGGGGACCGCGUCGGAGGACGCCGCGGCCGUCCUGUCGCGUGCGGGCGCCCUCCUCGGCGCCGACGCGGCGCUGCUGGCGCCGCCGGCCCUGGCCGCGUGGGAGGCCGCGGCGACAGCAGGUCGAGCCUGCCCCCAGCGCACGCUGACGCUGCUGGCGACGCUCGUCAGGAGUCAGAGAGCCGGCGGUCCAACAGCUGCAGGUCGGCACCCCACGCCCGACCUGCAGGCCUGCCUGCGAGGCCUGCAGCCCCUCCUCGUGCGCCUGAUCCUGGACGGCAGGGACCGGGCUGGUGUCGCGUCGGCCUGCGCAGCCCUGACCGCCACAUUGGAGGCGGCCACAUCGUCUGCGUCAGAUCCCACCGCCCCUCCCGCGCCCGAGCUGGUCACCCUGGCGACGCGCCUGCCGAGCACGGCCCCACUCCCAGGCCGCGCCAACCCCGACGACGGGGCGUCGGACGCCUGGGCCGCCCUCCUGUCGGAGCUGGCGGGCUCGGACCUCGGCGCCGAGGCCGACGCCGGCAUCGUCGGCGCGGCAAGCUCGGCCCUGGUUCUGGGGGCCAUGCCCCGCUGCCUGGCGGCCUGCGACGCGCUGGUCCCGGCCGCGCUGGGCGCGCUGCGCGGCCUCGAUCCGGGCACGGCGCCGCCCGCAUCGGAGGCGUGCCCCGCCGUGGCGGCCGCGGGCGUGCUGGCGCGCAUGGCGGUGGCCUCCGACGCGGCGGCCGCCGCCUUUGUCCGCGCCGGAGGGCUGGAGCCGGGCACGCUGGCGCGCCUGCUGCACCCCGCCGCCCCCGCCCCGCUGCUCGUCUCGGGGCUUUCGCUGUUCUACCCGGAUCUGCGCGAGGCGGGGGUGGUGCCAGGCCUCAUCGCCCUCUGCUCCGACCGCGACAGGGCCGUGCGCAAGUUUGCCUGCUUCGCCGUGGGCAACGCGGGCUUCCACGACGCCAGCCUCUACCCGCUGCUGCGCCCGGCCCUGGAUCCGCUGGUGCAGCUGCUGCGGGACCCCGAGGACCGCACGCGCGCCAACGCGGCGGGGGCGCUGGGCAACCUCGUGCGCAACUCGCCCGAGCUCUGCGGCGGGCUGGUGGCGGCGGGGGCGCUGGAGGGCCUGCUCAGCAUCGUGGCGCGGACCGACGUGGAGACGGCAGAGCCGCACUCCUCCCUCCAGAUCGCGCUGUUCAGCCUGGGCAACAUGUGCGCGCACGCCGCCUGCGCGGUGGCGCUGGUGCGGCUGGACUUGGGGGCCGUGCUGGGGCGCAUGCUGGAGGCGAGGGCCGGCGACGCGGUGCUGCAGCGCUACGUCGCGCGCAUCCAUGCCAAGCUGGCGGCGCACGGGCCACUGCCGGGGCAGACGGGGGAGCGGGGGUAG
Molecule: messenger RNA, 3267 nt
Organism: Auxenochlorella protothecoides
Lineage: Eukaryota; Viridiplantae; Chlorophyta; Trebouxiophyceae; Chlorellales; Chlorellaceae
Product: Serine/threonine-protein kinase 36
Exons: 11
Coding region: 1-3267 (1088 amino acids)
Biological process (GO): protein phosphorylation
Cellular component (GO): cytoplasm
Molecular function (GO): protein binding; ATP binding; protein kinase activity
Source: RefSeq, a predicted model, not a curated record